CAUCGAAGUUUGAGGUUAUGUAGAAUUUAAAUUUUCUUGUAAACUUAUGAUUAGUAGUUUCUAUUUAAGAAAUAAAUAGUUUAAGUGCAUCAUGCAUUAUAUAGUUGCCAUUUACUUCAAUAUUAAUUAGACAAAAAAUCACAAAAUGAGUUAUCAAGACAGGAGUAUUAUAAGAAGGGUCCAUUCAAACCCUAGGGAUAGCCCGGGGAGCCCACAUAGCCCAUCAUCAUUUCGCAAUUUCCGUAAAGGGAAUGUCAGGUUCGGUGUUAACACGAAAGGGAGGUCCAGAAAUACUCUGGUCAUUGACGAGCACAUCCAAGAGGCAACCCCUGAACACUUACGGAUAGAAAUCGAUAAGAUUUUUAGUGAAUUUCUAGCCGACCCUGAAAAGACUGAGUAUAUUUUUCCAUCCGAUUAUAAUAAUUUGCAACGGAAGUAUGUCCAUUACAAGGCCCAACUAACGAAUUUAGUGUCAAAAUCACACGGCAGGGAGCCGAAUAGACAGUUACACCUGAAAAAGAAACCUAAACAAGCGGCCAGUCAAUCGUUCCAUGUCUUUUUGUGCGACGAGAUUUACAAUGAGCUGCAAGAGUUCGACAAAAAUUAUGGCAAUAAGUUGCAAAAUGAGCCCCAACACUUUCGGCCAAUGAAAAGAAGCGAUAAGGUUUAUGGGAGACUGCAAGACACCGAACCAGUGAUCCCCCCCGGGACUAUGAUGAAUGCCGAAAUGACUGAAACCCGAAGCAACUUGCCCAUUUUUGAAAAGAGAGCAAACGUUUUGGAAGUGAUUCACAUGAACCAGGUGACCAUAAUUUGCUCGGAAACUGGCUCAGGAAAAACCACCCAAAUACCUCAAUAUUUACUAGAGGAGGCCUACAUGCUUAAGAAACCUUGCAAGAUCAUUUGCACCCAACCGAGAAGGAUUUCUACCAUAGCAGCGGCCGAAAGGGUGGCUUACGAAAGGGGUGAGGUGUUGGGGGCCGCCGUCGGUUACCAUAUUCGCCUGGAGUCUAAAAGCGGUCCUAAUACUAAUUUGCUCUUCUGCACGGUGGGGGUCUUUUUAAGAAGCCUUAUGUGCGGCAACAAGUGCUUACACAACAUCUCGUACAUCAUCGUCGAUGAGAUUCACGAGCGUGAUAAGCUGAGCGAUUUUUUGCUUAUCUGCUUAAAGCAGAACCUGUCAAAUUUCCCCAACUUGAAGGUGAUUUUGAUGUCGGCCACGGUGGACACGACGAAAUUCCAAACGUAUUUCAAUUCGAGUGCGGUCCUGUCGAUUCCAGGGCGACUUUACCCGAUCCAGACGUUUUUCCUGGGCGAUAUAUUGAGCAUGACGCAGUUUAUGACCGGACAUAUGAGAUCCGCGAUGGCCAAGCUGCAACAGAAACGGGAAUCGCAGUUGUCGCACACGAUGGUCGCUGCUGAAAAGCCGAAACUGUCUGAACAGGAUCAGGCGAAUCUGAAUUGUGCUUUGGAGGCGUACAUGAACUAUAGCGACGAUUACGAUUACAACGUACACUACGAAGAAGCGACCGCUGAUUUGAUGCAACUGUUCAUCACCGAAGACGUGCCGGUUGACCAGCAGCAUUCGGACCGCGGCUGGACCGCCCUAAUGAUCGCCUGCCAUCUGGGAGACAUCGAGUUCAUUUCCAAAUUAUUCACGUUAGGGGCCAAUUUGGACGUUUACGACGCGAUGGGCAAAACCGCGUGGGACUACGCACAGCUCGCCGAUAGAAGGGACGUCCUCGAGAUGCUUAGUUCUUUCAGGGAGCAAAAGAACCAAGAGAAAUCGACUGCUGAUACUGACAAUUCUCAGUUUCUGUUGCAACUGUACGAUAUGUCCACCCCGGACGAUUUCAUCGAUUACGAUCUGAUUACCGAGCUGAUCAAGUAUAUUCAUGCCAAUUCGGAUCGGGGAUCGAUUUUGGUCUUUUUACCAGGUUAUGACGAGAUAAUGCAGUGUAACGACAACGUAUUAGACUCCGGCCUGCCCAUCUCCGAGUAUCGGAUUUUCUUCCUGCACAGCAGCAUGAACAUGAAGGACCAGUGCGACGUGUUCAAACCGUUACCCCAAAGGAAAUUAAUCCUGAGCACGAACAUCGCUGAAACGAGCAUCACGGUGGAGGACGUCGUCUUUGUUAUCGACGUAGGGAAGGCCAAAGAGAAGGUUUAUGAUGCGUAUAACAAACUGUCCGUCCUACAGACCCAAUGGAUAUCGCGAGCAUGCGCGAAACAACGUCAAGGGCGUGCCGGAAGGGUCAGCACGGGAUUCUGCUUCCGCUUAUACUCGCAACAGCGUUUCAAACAUAUGCCCGAGGAACGGGUACCGGAGAUCCUAAGGGUAUCCUUGGAGGAAUUGUGUCUUCACGCGAAAAUAAUCGCCCCGAAAUCGAUGAACAUUUACGAUUUCUUGUGUUUGGCACCGGAUCCGCCCACCCCGAACGCGGUACAGGUGGCCGUCGAGAACUUACAGGCAUUGGGAGCCUUAGAUAAGGAGGAAGACCUUCACAAGUUGGGCGAGUAUUUGGCCCAGUUAACUUUAGAGCCGCGUCUAGGCAAAAUGCUUAUACUGGCCUGUAUAUUUAAGUGUUUGGAGCCGAUGUUGACGAUUUGCGCCGGUAUGGCCCACAGGGAUCCGUUUCAACUACCACCCCAGGCGAACUUGAAAACCGUCGCGGCGGCUAAAAGACGCGAACUGUUGGGAUCCGUGCCGAGCGAUCACGCCAUUUAUUUAUUGGUUUUCCAAAAAUGGCAGGACGAAGUAACCAGAGGGCGCUCCAAACAGUUCUGUUACGAGUACUUCAUCUCGGAAACCACCAUGUACAGUGUUUUAGACACUAGACGACAACUUUUAGGACAACUACGAGCCGUCGGUUUCGUAAACAACAACUACUCAAUCGAGGACUUUAAUCACAACAGUAACUCUUGGGGUCUCGUUAAAGCCAUCAUGUGCUCCGCCUUCUUUCCGAACGUCGCCUUUCCGGUUCAAAGGGGCGCAGCCCUAAACACCAGGAGCGAGAAAAAGGUGUCGAUCCAUAACACCAGCGUAUGCCAAGCGAAGAAAUACGAACACUGGACAUUUUACGACGAAAUGGUACGUAACCGGAUCACUUUUAUGAUCCGCGGGGUGACGCUGUGCUCGCCCUUAAUGGUGUCGGUCAUGUGCGGAGUCGACGUGGUGUAUCCCUCCUCCCAUUCGGUCGCGAUCGACGACUGGCUCGAGUUUUACUUCGGGGACAUUUUGGCCAUCAAGUUCCGGAAAACAGUGCAAUCGUUGGUCGACAAGUCUCUGUCCAACCCGUUUUAUUCGUACGAGCGGUGCAAUUUGCCAAUCACGGAAACGUUAAGGAACAUAAUGGACUCGGACGACAAGAACUUGGGCCUGGCACAGCCAAAAAACGUCGGUCAAAGACCGAAAUUCUUGUUUCGAUUGGGGCAAGAGAAUGCCGCGAGUCGUCCGAACCGAUCAAACACCAAAGACAAUGGCGGAUUUCAAAGAUUCGCGCCCACCCACAACCGAUCCGGAGGCAACAGUUUGCAUGAUAAGUGCAUCGAGCAGCAUAAGAAGGGUUUGACCCCAAAACGUUUUAUUCCACCGGCAACUUCUCGUUACAAUGGGGCGCGUCAGGCGGCUAGAAACUUGCAGUUCGAUCAUGUCAGUGAAGGUUCUAAUGAUAUUUCGCAGAGUUUUGGGGCCCUAAGCAUCCAUCAGCCAGGUCCAUCGACCCCGGGGGAUUUGUUACUGCAAGGCCUGGGUCCCCAAAACCCCAUGACCAGCACCCCCUUUUACACCCUGCAACAGACAUACCCCGGAUCGACGUCCCACGAUCGUUACCAUUACAACGGAAACCACGGACGAUCCAAUCAAUUUAAUAGCGGUAACAGUGCCGCUGUAGUAAACGAGAACGUUGUUAAACGUCCACGGAAAAUUGUUAAGCACCAGGAACCGGUCGCGCCCGUAGAGGAGGAACCCACUAAGCUCGCCAAGAGCGAUAUGUUCCAUCAAGACGAUUUCCUGGAGUUUUUGAAUGCGGAUUUACCACAAGACAAGCCACCUUUCAACUGGGCCGAAACUCCAACCCUAAUGGAUUCCAAUUCCAAUCAAGCAGAAUCAUUCCAAUACAAUCCGAGUCUGUCGGAGUCCACCCAAACAACCGGGGAACCAUUCAGAUCCAAUCAAAAUCUGACCGGACUUACCAACCGGACCAAACCGAAUGUUGGAUCAUUCCAAGACCAAUCAGGAUUGGUGAUGCCUAAUUCCUCGCAAGCAUGUGGGGAAUCUAAUCAAGGCCAAUCGGGAUUCACGAUCCCUAAUCCCUCCCUAGCAACUGUCAGUCUAUUUCAAUUGAAUCAAAGCCAUUUGGGAGCCACUAGGAAACUUAAACUAAAUCCGAAUGUCGAACCAUUCCGAUCUAAUCGACAUCUGGCUCUUGACUCCUUCUCUCAAGUGAAUGGAAGUGAAUCAUUCCAAUCUAACCAAGGGCAGUCGGGAAAACUGAUGAUUUCCAGCAGCACCCAAACCACUGAGGAAUUAUUGCAACCGAGUCAGAACCAGCUGGUCGCAUACAAUCAAGGAGAGAAUGCGGAAUCAGUCCGACAAGAAGCCUCAACUCAACAAUACGGGGAAUCUACGACAUGGGGGAUUCCUAAUGCCUCCCAAGCUAACCCGGACUUAUUCCAACCAACCAAUCGAGUCCACACGUCAUUUAUGAUUCCGAAUUGUUUGCGUGCGAAUGUGGAAUUUCCAUUCUUCCAAUCGAAUCAAGGCGGAUCAAUGAUGCCCCAAAAUCGUUUACGUACGUAUUUCCGAUCGGCCACUGCCGAAUUGGAACGGGUGCUCCAAUACCCGGACGAUCCGGUGUUUUUGUUCAUUAAGGCCAACGAAAAGAAGAACAUCGAUAUCGCGCAGAGUGCCAAGAAGUGGGUCUUUUCCCCGCAAACCGAGAAGAAAGUCAUCGGUUUUGCCGAAAAAGGGAGAAAAGUUUUGUUGGUCUACUACGUGAGAUGCAUCCAGAUGUUCAUGGGAAUCGCCCAGUUUAAGGGCCUACACGUGGGAAAAACCUUUAGUAAACCCACGGCCUCCAUCGAAUGGAUCCACUGCAGCCCAAUACAUAAGAACAAGUUCAAGCAAGUAAUGAACCCAUAUGACGACUCGAAACCGGUUUACGACUCGGACGACGGGAUGGUCAUUAAGAAGGACAUCGGCGAGACAAUUAUGCGGAUCUACGCUCAAGUCGAGAGAAAUAGGGUCGACAUCGCUACGGACGAGGAGUCCCAAGAAGAAGCCUUUUUUUUUAAGUAUUCAGUGUUGUAAAACACUUGAUUUUUAAUUAGUUUAGGUUUUAACCGUGUUGGUAUUUGUGUUAUUUCGUUCUCAUUAGGUUUAGGUACGGUUUAUUAUAAUUCACUACUAUUAUAGGGCAUAAAAGGGGCUAAAAUUUUAAAUUUCAUUUUUCUCUGAAACUGUUGGUUGCUCAAAAAAAAAGUGUUGGUAAAUGAGUGUGCUCUAUGGUUGAGUAUGCAUUUCAGUUUUUGAAUCGUGUUUCUAUCUUUAAUAGUUUAGAAAUGAUCAAGAAUUUUGUAAAAUGUAAAAUUACGAAAAUUUCACGUUUUCUCAAAAACUAUUGGUUUCUCCAAAUAUUU
This is a messenger RNA of Anthonomus grandis grandis, 5640 nucleotides long. Its product is annotated as 3'-5' RNA helicase YTHDC2-like. The record is from RefSeq and is a predicted model, not a curated record. The coding region runs from base 146 to 5311 and encodes 1721 amino acids. Lineage: Eukaryota; Metazoa; Arthropoda; Insecta; Coleoptera; Curculionidae. The transcript has 25 exons. Gene Ontology annotation, molecular function: RNA binding; ATP binding; protein binding. Gene Ontology annotation, cellular component: intracellular anatomical structure.